Messenger RNA from Cetraspora pellucida, 1415 nucleotides. NCBI's taxonomy places the organism in Eukaryota, Fungi, Glomeromycota, Glomeromycetes, Diversisporales, Gigasporaceae. The record is from the annotation of a GenBank genome assembly.
ACCUUAAUGAUAUCCUUAUUGCAUUGCAACAAAUCCAGCAAGAAAACCAACUGUUGAGACAAGAGAAUAUGGAUGUUCGCAAUGAACUCAAUCAACUAUUGCAAAGAGAGGCUCACAACCACCCAAGAGAGCCUAAACUCAGCUGUUACCCUAAUAAUAGAACACAGGUGAGGUUGCUUGGCAGUCGACUUGUAGGCCCAGCUCUGGCAUGGUUUGCCUCACUUCUUGAAAAAGAGUCAGCACUGUUGAAUGAUUUCAAUAGUUUCAUCAAGGAGUUUGAAGCUACUUUUGGUGGUGUUAAUCGACCAAUUCCGAACUGGGCUAGAAAUGAUGUGAAAGACUUAUUACUUACUAUAGAAGACCCUACAUCAUUGAAUAAUGAGAUCUCUAAGGCAGAUCAUUGUGAUGGAAACAAAUUUGAAAAGUUUGGGAAAAAAGGAGUCCUAACUGCAGUAAGGGGUUUGCAGUUGGAUAGAACUCAUAACAAAAACCCCCAAAAUUUGACUCAUCACAUCCUAAUAGACACUCUUGUUAUAACAGUCUCUAUACAGCUCCCAGACAAAUCCAUGUUUCUUGUUAAUGCAUUAAUAGACUCUGGUGCUUCAGCAUGCUUCCUUGAUUAUAUGUUAGCAUAUCAAUACAACUUACCUAUUAGAAGAAAGAAGACACCACUAUUGGUAGAAGUAAUAGAUGGCCGAGAAAUAUCGUCAGGGGCAGUCAUUUAUGAAACUGAGCCAUUGAUGGUGAGGUAUCAGGACCAUUGUGAGGAAAUCACAUUUAACCUGAUCCAAAAGCCGCACCUUCAAGCCAUUUUGGAAUUACUAUGGUUGGCUUAUCACAAUUCUAACAUUAAUUGGCAUGAACGUACACUAAAAUUUCCAGAUGCAGCGUUUGUAAGCGAGGGAUCUAAAAUAGCCACCUCGAUACUCCUAACGAAAUACAAUGACUUUAGUGAUGUAUUCGAUGAGAAGGAGGCAAAUAGGUUGCCAGAAUAUAGGCCAUAUGACUGUGCAAUAAACCUAGUACCUGAAAAACAACCUCCAUGGGGGCCCAUAUACAAACUUUCAGAGUUAGAACUGGAAACAUUAAGAAAGUAUAUAGAAGAGAAUUUGGAUAAAGGAUAUAUCAGGCACUCCAGAUCUUCUGCUAGGGCUCCUAUAUUGUUUGUCAAGAAAAAGGAUGAUUCCCUAAGGCUAUGUGUAGACUAUCAUGGGUUAAACCAAGCUACUAUAAAAAAUCAAUAUCCACUUCCUCUUAUUUUGGAACAAUGUUCUAGUAUACUCAACAAACCUCGAAGAGCAUACCUACUAUGUGAAACUAGUCUUGGAACGAUUUCAUCAAUUUGGCCUGAUGCAAAGCUAGAGAAGUGUGAGUUUGAUAAGGACUGUGUCGAGUUUUCUAGGGUAUACUAUUAG